GUUCCUGGGAACCGGAAAACCUCAAAGAUAAUGCCCUUGAAUGUAUGGAGUUAAGAGCACAGAGCUCAAAUACUUUUUAUCCUAAAACAUGAGAACAGACUGGGUUUGUUCAAGUUGUGAUUUACUUUUAUUAGACAUUGAUGCUAAACCCUCUAUCAAAUUAGCAACUGUUCUACCCAGUGUACAGCCUCUGUCCCAGGGUAAACUAGUAAUAACAGUACACAGGAUGACUUGUUGGAAUAGCAGAGGUGUUGUCAUGGCCACCUUUCACCCUGAAACCUUUGGGUCACCUCAGCAGCUCCGAGCAUUCAGCACGGUCAUGCUCAACCUGGCAGAGCAGCAGUCAGGCUGGUUCAGACCUCACCCAGAGUUCCUCACCAGGGAUUACAGCUGGAGGCCCAAAAACAACCAGUCAGACUUCCCGCCUCUUCACAGGAGCAGAACGGCCUACUACGACAUCCUCCGAGUGUCCCGAAGUGACACCCAAUCCCAAAUCAAGACCGCCUACUACAAGCAGUCGUUCAUCUACCACCCAGACAAGAACCCCGACAACGAGGAGGCCACCCAGCAUUUCUCUGAGAUCAGCGAGGCCUAUAGCGUGCUGGUCCUGAGGAGGAAGUACGACCGCGGCAUCCUCGGUGGGUCAGAGUCCAGGAGGCCGGCAGACCCUCGGAACGGGGCCUCUAGCCUACAGCAGCAUCAACAACAGCACAGGUCCCAGGGGUUCUCCAACGUUGGAGGGAAGGCCAUGUUUGACUUUGAUGCCUUCUUCCAGGCUCACUAUGGUGAGCAGCUGCAGAGGGAGAAGGAGCUGAGGGCCAGAAGGGCCCAGUACCAGCAGAAACAGCCGCAGGAUUAUAAGCAGUGGAAGCUGGGGAAGACGUUGGAGAUUACUGUAGGGCUGCUGCUGGCCGUGAGGGGUCAGGGGUCAUCUUCACUAUCACCAGGUCCUGAUUGUAGGGGUGCUGCUGGCCAUGAGGGGUCAGGGGUCAUCUUCACUAUCACCAGGUCCUGAUUGUAGGGGUGCUGCUGGCCAUGAGGGGUCAGGGGUCAUCUUCACCAGCUCCUGAUUGUAGGGGUGCUGCUGGCCAUGAGGGGUCAGGGGUCAUCUUCACCAGCUCCUGAUUGUAGGGGUGCUGCUGGCCAUGAGGGGUCAGGGGUCAUCUUCACUAUCACCAGGUCCUGAUUGUAGGGGUGCUGCUGGCCAUGAGGGGUCAGGGGUCAUCUUCACUAUCACCAGGUCCUGAAAUAGAUCUUAACCAACCUGUCCCUGCCUGCCUGUUGAGGUUUUGUUUUUGGACUGGUGGUUUCCCUCUCCCCUGGUUAUUCUCACAGCGAACCACUGACAUGAAGAACACCAGAUACUGACGUGGUUAAUGGGCCCUACUUUCCGUAGUGUCAUUAUCAGAACGGAUACCAGGCUUUAGCCUACUUCCUUCUACACAAUUGAUUAUAGCCACACAUACAUGGUCAAACUAUUCUUAAAAACUCAAUCAAACCACAAUGAAUUGAUUAUACAGAGAUGGUUUUGUUUAUUAGAAUCCCUAUUAGCUACUGUUUCUGGAGUCCACACAAACAUAAAAUACAUGACAAGAGUA
Molecule: messenger RNA, 1598 nt
Organism: Salvelinus namaycush (lake trout)
Lineage: Eukaryota; Metazoa; Chordata; Actinopteri; Salmoniformes; Salmonidae
Product: chaperone protein DnaJ-like
Source: RefSeq, a predicted model, not a curated record